AACAACUUCACAAAUUUAUCUUCAAUUUUGUUUUUCCUCGUGAGGUACGUCGAGGAAAUUUUACGUCUUCGUUGGGUUUGGUCUGCGUUAGAUCGACAGCGUUGGCGCCGCUUUUAGACGAGUCGGCGCUCGAAAACAUUCUCUACAAAGUUCAGGCUUAAGCCACACAACGGCAGUUUCGACGGUUAACCUAUCUACAUUGAAAAGUUCACAAUGCUUAGUAAGUUCGCUGUCGCAGAAAUCUUCGUCAUGGUACAUUCCGAAGGAUCCUUACCUCGAAAAAAUCGACCGCAUGGAAAGCGGCUCGAUCGAAGUAGAGGAAAAAAAUCGAUACAUCGGCGAGAAGGAAACGAAAAUGGAAACACACGAAAACAAUGGAAACAAACCCUGGACUCGGAAUUUAUGCGGCCUGUUUGAUGACCUACAAAAUGAUAAAUUGGAAACAUUGGAGGACACUGGAAGCUUACAUCAGGUUGAUGCUGAAGAUAACGAGUUCAUCGCCCUCGAGCUCCUUGAUGAGUUGAACGCCAAACCAUCAGAAACAGCAAAACAUCCAAUGGAAAGUUUAUUGGACUUUUGUGAGUCACCAGGCGGUAUGGGCAAUCCUUUCUUCGAGCAAUACCUUGAUAUCGACGACCUGUUUCCAGAUCUCCCACAUCUUGAUACAAUGGAUCUAGGGUUUGGAGUGGAGCAUACAUUGCCAGUCUCCACUUCAGACAUCUGCCAGUCAGAUGUAGUGAGGAUGGAGACUGCUGGAACUACUGAGUACUCAGAUGUGGCUUCCCCUGGUAGUGAUGCAAUUGAUGCUGUCUCACUAGGUAGUGAUUCUGAGGUCUUCUCAUCUGCUGGAGACUUGACUGACAUGGCACUCUCCCCUGAGAGUGUAGUAGAUGUUGUGUCUCUGGAAGAGGAUUGCAAAAGUCUUCUAUCAUGUACUCAUCAACUUACCUCUGAUUCUAAUGGAGAAAAAAUGGCUGAUACAGCCGCAGAAGAAAUCACAGUCAUCCAAACAUCAGAUGCACUGACUCUUCUCACUCAAGAGCUGUUACAGUCUUCUGUUAGCAUUGUGCCUGUAGCUUCUCCAAUGUCGGUUGAGAAUGUGGCCAGUAGCUCUGAAAAUAUUUCAACUGUGACUGUGGACAUUGCUGAAAUUGCUGACAUUUUUUCUCUUUCUGAUGAUCUUGGACAUGCACACAAUGUUAGUUUGCCAAGUGAAGGUGGUGUGUGUACAGUUAGUCAAGAAAGCAGUGCUCAUGUUCAAUCUAAUCAGAAAAGAAAGAGAGUUAAUUCUGCUGAUGUUUGUAAAUCACCAUCUAAGAAAGUAAAAUAUGAGAAUUUAGACAAGGAGAGUGAUUAUGAUGAAGUUAUGAGCAUUUCCAGUACUCUUGACAAACAAACAGUGAGAAGAUUAAAGAAUAACAUUGCUUCAAAACAUGCUCGUGCUGCUAGAAGGCAGAAAGAACAAGAUCUGUUCCAACAAGAGGAGGAACUUGAGAAAAGUAAUGCAGAACUGCGCAAGCAGGUGCAAGAACUAGAACAGCUUACAACUACAUUAAGGAAAGUUCUUGUUGCAAAAUUGAGUGGGGUUAAUUGUCCAGCAUAAAGAAAACGUACUAGUUCUUCAAGGUCCUACCAGUUAAAAA
Messenger RNA from Pocillopora damicornis (cauliflower coral), 1643 nucleotides. RefSeq lists its product as uncharacterized. Lineage: Eukaryota; Metazoa; Cnidaria; Anthozoa; Scleractinia; Pocilloporidae. Gene Ontology annotation, molecular function: DNA-binding transcription factor activity, RNA polymerase II-specific; RNA polymerase II cis-regulatory region sequence-specific DNA binding. Gene Ontology annotation, biological process: regulation of transcription by RNA polymerase II. Gene Ontology annotation, cellular component: nucleus. The record is from RefSeq and is a predicted model, not a curated record.